This is a messenger RNA of Parus major (Great Tit), 1074 nucleotides long. RefSeq names its product family with sequence similarity 104 member A (gene VCF1). The record is from RefSeq and is a predicted model, not a curated record. The coding region runs from base 138 to 629 and encodes 163 amino acids. The transcript is spliced from 3 exons. NCBI's taxonomy places the organism in Eukaryota, Metazoa, Chordata, Aves, Passeriformes, Paridae.
GAGGCGGCGGCGGCGGAAGCGGCGCUCGGGGCCGGGCAGGGCCGCGCUGCCGCCCCUCACCGCGGCCUCCGGCCCUCACCGCGGCCUCCGGCCCCUCCGCGCCGCCUUCCGCCCGCCCCGCCGCGCUCCGACCCGCCAUGAGCUGCCGGCAGCCGCUGCCGAGCGAGCGGGGAGCGAGACAGAGGAAGAGGAGAAGGAAUGGUAAUGAAGAUGAUGGUCACGUUCCCCAGACCAAACGUAGCACCAGGAACACUGUCCUCCAGGACUCGUGGGACACUGAGGUCGUGAGGUUUGACUUGGUGACAUCAGAGAUUGAAAUCAGGAUUGAAUCAGUUUGGAAAUCAGCAUUUCCAGUGAGCCUGGUUAUCCCUGGCCUGAAGAUUUCUGGGAAGAAAUUCCAAAUCCUGCUCUGCAGCACCCAGGGAAAUAAUUUCCUGCUGUUUCUGGUUUUGCUGUGUGGGAUGAGCUGUGACCAGAGCUGGGGAGAUGCUGAGGGUGGAUGUGACCCUGGGCUCACUCUGCCUGACCAUCAACUUUGCCUUUCCUUACAGUCAGGUGAUUUUCUGUGGGAGAAAGACAAAACACAUUCCAGGCAGGCCUUAUCUGAUGUGGGAGAAAUGCUCUGGUAGAGCUGCUCAGUUUAAGCAAGACUUGUUCACAGCUAAAACACUCAAACUCAAAACUCUUUGUGUUUUUUCUCAUAUUUUCCAUGAUUUUUUGCUGGAUGUGGGAUAAACUCUCUUGUUUUCUUACCCCUCACCAAACAGGUGUUCUUUCGGUGCAAUUUGAGAUUUUUUUCCUUAAAAAAAAAAAAAGAAAUUGCUGAUUUCCCAACUGCUGCCAGAUUUCCUGAGAUUUCACCUGGGUGAAUCACCUGAAAAUUCACCGUGAGCAACGUCCUUGUGUUGCAAAACAUUCAAUGAAAAGAGUGUGCAGAGCAGAGACUCCCUCUCUGAAGCUAAUGAAAUGAAUGAAAUUAAUUUCUUUGAAAGUUUUGGAAAUAUCCUUGGCUUUUUAGAGCCUCCUGACUUUGAGGGUGGAUUGUAAUGAGCAAUUACAGUCUGAAUUAUUACA